CGAUGAGAGACCGACACGAACAAAAUACCUCAAAGUCAAAGCAAGCUCAUGCCAAACUGGACAUGGACUUGUUCGGAAGAAUCCCGCUGAGCAACGAGGAAUCGCUUGAGAUCGCCUUGAGCGUUCUCGAUAGUUUCCUCGAUAAUCCAGUGGUUGUCACUGACUCGGUCAUCCACGAUCUUCUUGAAUUUUCCGGUUUGUUUGAAUUUAUCAUCUCGGUUGCGAGCGAAACUACGGCACUCCUGUUGAGCAGCAGCAUUGUCAGCAACUUCCCGGAUAACGCUCACGAUUUCUCUAAAUCGCUCGCGCGAGCACUGCUAGAUCGGUUUUCUCUAUUCCUUUUAUUCCUGCCGUAUCCGUAUUCUGCUGAUGAGGUCGAGAAUUUGCGAGAUCGUAGACAUUCCAUUGAGCUCGCGUAUCCCGUUCUCCAGGCCCUCAGCUCGCACUCGUUCGCUACCGCAGACAUUGAUGCGAAUGAAGCAGAGGUUACGAAGGAAAGGUCGCAAUCCGCGAAGCAGGGAAAAUUCAAGUCGCAGCGUUCACAGAAGAAAAUGAGGAGAGCACAAUUCCAUGCAACGAUUGACUCAUUGCCGUUCAUGAACUUCGGCGCUGAGGUACCUACCAACAAAGCCGACGCGGACCAGCUAGCGUCUGAGAUCCUUGUCAAUCAGAAAAAGCUACUCCAGUAUUUUUUGGAAACGUUACGGUCUAUUCAUUUGAAGGAGGCAAUCCGGAGAACAUAUGUUUGCGAGCCACACGAGAACAAGCCCGAAACUUCCGUGCAAAAUACACGUCGCACCGAAAUUCUGUCGACGGUGGAAGCUGUCGGCGAUAGUACGGCGGCUGCCUAUCCCAUGGUGCAGCCCAUGAAGGCAGCCCUGUACUUCGACAGCGCCGAUGGACUCGGCGAAUGGAGAAUACUUAUAUCAACCCGCGCAGAUAGCGACCUACGUCAAAUGCGAAAGAAGAACUCUGCGCUGUUCAAAAUCGUUCUGAAGAAGAUUAAGGAGCUGUCCAAUGGGCACUUCUCUGAUGACAACCAGAAGCAACUCACUGGUCCUGACUCGGAGAUCCCCAUCUUUGAGGCGAAAAUGACACGCGACUCCCGUCUUGUCUACCACAUCGAUUGUGUUCCCGAGUUCGAGAGUGACAUUUUCGGGAUCUACACGCAUGCACAGUUGGAUAGACGGCUCUGGGAUGGCGUGGGCCACCAGCUCGGGCGAAAGGGAAAGGAGUACAAGCGCCGAUGUGCCUUCCGCAAUAGGCCACGAAAGGUGGGAGACAAUGUGAAUGUUGUCCUUCCCGCCACGUUCCCGGCUUCAGAAGAGCUUCCCACUGUCACUUCGUCAACAGGAUUGCCAGAUCUGCACAAAGACGAUUUAGAAAAGCUUCAUGAAAUACUCGUACUGGAGAAAUACGUGAUAUUUUCUCAGGCACUACUGAACAGUAUCAUUGCCGAUCAAGACGUUGCUCAUGUUUUCGAUGUUUCUCCUCAAGAAAAGCGAAUCAUUGAACAUACCGGUUCUUGUUACGUCCUUGGUAGGAGCGGUACCGGAAAAACUACAACGAUGUUGUUCAAGAUGCUUGGUAUCGAACGAACAUGGCCUACAUUCGAAGGCGCGCUGCCGAGACCUCGGCAACUUUUCGUCACUCAGUCACGCGUGUUGGCCGAGAAAGUCAGCGAGUUCUUCGCGAAAUUAUAUGAGUCACUGUCAAGUGCGGACAAAUCUCUCGCGGAGCUCAGGCAAUUAGCCGCAAUCCGACGUGCACAACAUGAACGAGGAUUGGUCGAUCUUGAUGAGGAGGAUGACUGGCAAGGAAAUCUGCCGAAGCGCUUUGGAGAGGUGCAAGAGGAGCAUUUCCCUCUGUUCCUGACCUUUGAUCAGCUCUGUCGUCUUCUGGAAGCCGAGUUCAGUCACGCUACGUCAUUUAAGGACGGUCGAAACGCACUAUCAAACGACCUUACUGGCGCUGAUGUCGAGGAGCCCCUGUCAAAUGAUUACAUGCGACGGCGUCGUUCUUCUUUCGUUUCAUAUGGCAUAUUCCUGGACUGCUACUGGCCGCAUUUUCCCCAGCAAUUGACGAAGAGCUUAGAUCCUGCUUUAGUUUUCGGCGAAAUCAUGGGUGUCAUCAAGGGGUCGGAACGGACGUUGGAAAGCAGCACUGGUUAUCUCGAUCAAGAUACAUAUCUCAAGCUCAGCCAUCGUACGCAGGCGACAUUUGCGAAUCAAAGAGAAGCAUUGUACAAGUUGUUCUUAGCUUACUUGAAGCGCAAGCGUGAGCGACGAGAGUAUGAUGCUGCAGACCGGACGCGCUUCAUCCUGGACAGCUUACGUACUCAAGGCGUUCCUGGGGGGUAUAUGGACUUCAUCUAUAUCGAUGAGGCACAGGAUAACUUGCUCAUUGAUGCAUUAGUCUUGAGGACGAUUUGUCGAAACCCGGAUAACGGUUUGUUCUGGGCAGGAGAUACCGCGCAAACCAUUUCUAUCGGAAGCAAUUUUAGGUUCGAUGAUCUCAAAGCCUUCCUUUACCGAGUGGAGGCGACGUCAACGGCGCGAAAGCAACAGCCACAAUCAUUCCAACUGGCCGUCAACUAUCGCUCACACGCUGGGAUAGUAGACUGCGCGCGUUCUGUCGUCCAGCUGAUCACUACUUUCUGGCCCUAUGCCAUCGACAAUCUUGUCGAGGAGCAAGGAAUCGUUGAAGGUCGGAGGCCCGUCUUCCUCAGUGGUUGGGAUCAGGAUUCUGUUCAGUAUGAGCAAUUCCUCUUCGGGGAAUCAGGUAGCCAGAUAGAAUUUGGCGCGCAGCAAUGCAUCUUGGUUCGCGACGAUUCUGCACGUAACAAACUGAGAGAAAAAGUAGGAGAUAUAGGUCUAAUCUUAACGGUCUAUGAAAGCAAGGGUCUCGAAUUCAAUGAUGUCUUGUUGUACAACUUUUUCGCUGAUUCAACGGUUGACCUUGCGCAAUGGCGAGUGAUCUUCAACGCUUUGCCUGACAAGGAGAAGAUCAAGUACAAAGCGCCUCAAUUUGAUGACGCACGCCACAACGGCCUGUGUCGGGACCUCAAAUCUCUAUAUGUCGCUAUCACCAGAGCGCGACAGAAUCUCUGGAUUGCGGACAGCUCAGAAAAGAGUGAACCCAUGAAAGUACUUUGGACUCAAAGGAAUCAAAUCCAGGGCUACACGCCAGGUUCUGAUGUUCCCCGUCUUGCCACGUCUUCUAAGUGUGAGGAAUGGGCUGCAAUGGGGUUAAACCUAUUCAAUCACCGACGUUAUAUGCAAGCCAUGCAUUGCUAUGAACGCGCGGGCAUGCCCAGGGAGAAGGGCGUCGCCAAUGCAUACUACCUGAGAGAGCAAGCCAGAUCGAUCCCAAGUCCCACGCGAGGAGGUCAUACUCAGCGUGCAGAAGCUUUCCGUAUUGCAGCUGUUGCCUUCUUGACUUCCGCGGAGAGUACCACAAAGAAAGGGGAACAUCGCACGUAUCUGCUGAGAGCUGCAGAGUGUUACUCACUUAGUGGAAACGAAGGAAAAGCCGCUGACAUAUAUUUGGACGCAGCUGAGUACACGCUCUCUGCACGACACUAUCGUAAAGCAGGCAAGUUUGAUGAAGCUGUGUGCGUCAUCAAAGAUCAUCGGGACGUCAUGGACGCAGACGUUGUAGAUAGCAUCAUUGAUGUCUCACGUUUGGAGUAUCUGCGUGCCCGCAAACUGAAGAAGGCCAUGGAACUGUUCGAAUCGGACACGGAGGCGCUUGAAUAUAUGGACGACUACAAUAUGGACGUCGCUCGUGCAACCACGUUGGAGAACCUGGGAAGAUUCUCAGAAGCCGCUGAGCUGCACAGGCAGGAAGGCCGCACAGUGGAUUCUAUCCGACUGUUUCUUGCGGAUAAGGAAAGUCCAAACGCUCUUCAACAUGCAUCUCAGUCUCUUCUGGAUGGCUUAUGGCGAUGUUUAUCUCUCGGUGUUACCCAAAGCUAUGCGAAGGACGACUACAUUCUGUCGCAACUCAUCUCGAUCAUGCACACUUUGAACACGUCUCCUCUUGACGACAAGACCCGAGAUGAGAUAUCCAUGUUUCGUGCUAUCGACUCCCGAGAUACAAAUGCUCUGAUGCAACUCGGCGAGCGUUUCCAUCGAUCGCAUGAAGAUAAUGCUGCGGCGCUCAUGUGCUUAGACCAUGCCUUCUCCAAUCUACCGGAGAUUCAAUAUGCCACGCUACACGAGGUUGCGGAGAGCCUUCAGAGCUUUCUGCUAUACGUCAGCUUGCUGCAACAGUAUAUCUCUGAUGCGCAGCCAUUCAACAAUGCGGACAUCAGAAAACUCUUUGGCUUCAAUCCAACGGCAGAGGAAUUGAUCAUAAAGGAUACCAUGCUCUACGAGCGGUACAAGAGCAGUCCGACCCACAUGACUGAUAAAGAGACAGUCGAUCCCCAAUGGGAGCUGAACGAGCUUGUGCGCGGAGUCCUCCAAGAACGCUUACGCGAUAGGGUGUCACGCGAGAACGAACUGUGUCGCACAAUACGGGCCUUGCAGCCCUGUCUGAUCCAUAGCGCGUCUGGCCGUUGUAACAGGCGUUCUGAUUGUCCCCGAGAGCACCCGGACAUGGCGUCGUACAAUAUUGAUGCUUACAAUCUGCGCAUCCGCAUCUACCUGCAGCAAGUUCUCAUAUAUAAGACCAUGUAUGCUGUGGAGCUUCGUGAUGAUCAGGAAAAAUAUCAGCAGGAAAAAGUACAUUCCUAUUGGCUUCGUAAGCUACACGAAGCUCUGCAUCCUCCAUUUUAUACAUUGGGCACGCUGCAAAACCUUCGAAGUAACAUGAUCCCUGAAUUCAAGGAAGGCAUGCAGAUCGCUAGCUGGUGGGCAAUCGACUGGCUUUACCGCUUUGAUCGAUUUGGCCGUGUGGACUUCAAUCCGACCUUUUUGACUGUCCUGAUGAGAGCCUUCUCACUAGCCCGCAUGUGGGAUCCCAAUUUAGCCUUCUUCCAUGCGCAUCGUUCCCGUGCAGUCGCCACAUACCAACCCCCGCCGCCUCUGAUGAGGCUUGAAGGAAGCCAUCAAGUAUACGUGGUUCAUGAUAUCUUGGCGUUCACGAAGAAUGACUCGGUCUCAUCUCUCGACCGAGGGAUCCAGUUCAUCUAUCAUGUUUUGGCUCAUCGACGGGCCAUAGAUGUCGGGGUUCUCUGCAAUUUCCUGGACUCACUCUGCGGGAUGUUAAUCGUCUCCAUUUGGCCUCGGCGGGGUAAUCUGCAUGGCUUAACUCUUCCCCGUAGCUGGCUGAUACACUUGCUUCCAAAUGUCGAGAGGCUACACAAGCGCAAAGUGAAUAAAAUACAUCUGUACAUCAAACCCAUGGCGGACGUUUUGGAGCAGAUGUAUACAGGUGUCGGUGCAGAUUAUCUGUUGCAUGGAAACCGCACUUUAUCUACGCUUCCAUACCAAGUCAGGGCCGUGUUCAUUGCAAGAAUCUGCAGAAACAUAUGCCUACUGGGCUAUAACAUUCGUGACGACAAGAUGAGAACGACAAUUUUGAAUACUGUAACAUCUAUCUACAAGUCCAAUCGAAACUUCGACCGUAUCUAUGCUCAGUAUGUUACUGCGCGGUCAUGGUCUCACGUCGCGAGUGCCGUCCGCCGAUCGACCGUGGGUUCUUGGAUGGACGAAAUGAUACAAUUGCAUGAGUCAAGCAGAAUGCCGCCCCCUAUCGUUGAGCCUUCUAAUGUGCGGCGGGUGGUUUAUUGCUCGCUUGCAGAUGUACCUGCUUUGAUCAAUUCUGGCAUGCCGUCCGCACCGAAAAGUGCUUUGCGAGCUGAAGCUGCACCUUUCAUCCCUGCUCCUCCCGUGCGCUUCGAAGAACACGAAUCCUCGGGGACGACAGAUGAUGGGUUGGAGCCCGAAGUUGAUGAGGAGGAAGAUGUUGACGUGGGCGAUGACGAGCCACAGACCUUCUAUACCGAACUUGAAGAUCUUACUCUGCAUAACGACGCCGACGAUCCCGAUCAGAUUGCGAUGGCUCCCGCCGCGCUAUCCGGAGCGGAGCUAAGGGCUGCCUUCGUUAUCCUGUCAGCGUACCGCAGCUACGUGCGGCGGCACCGCCUUUCGGGAAGGGCUCCGAGUCAAACGCAGGCGAUGAGGCGCCGUAAGGUUGCUGCUUGCCACGAAGUUUCAACGACGAUCAAUUGGCGAGACGAGGACAAGCACUACAAGAUGCUGUUCUUGGGACCUCUUCCCCACCUUCUUUUGUGUCUCGAGUGCACCUACAAGCACCUUCAACAGUCGAAGAAGCAGGCCUUGAAGCAGUUGGAUACUGCAGUGCAUCAAGAGCUGGAGGAUGUGCAAGCUAUACUGACGAAGAGAAUACGACUUGUGAAAGAGGCUGUGGGGCUGCGAAAGGCUCUCGAGCCUCGAUCGCAGCUGCAUGUGCGAAGGGAUCUUGACGCACUCAAAGCUCACGCUUUGAAGGUCGAGGAACUCAUAGGUUCCCUACUGUCCGAAGACACAACCGAAUGGCAAGGUGACCUCAAGAUCGCUAUCAAAGGCAUUUGUGCGUCACGUCUGCGAAGUAGAAGCCUGAGUUGAACGUGGAGGAUGUCGACGGCGUGGUGAAUUACCGCAGUGGUUGAGCAAUUCUUCUUUCGCUUGCUUGCCUCCGUCGCACUUCGAUACGAGCCUAUUGUUCAAGGAUAACUUUCUUGAAUUCGUUGCUGACCUGAUUUGUCAACUUGAGUGUCGUAGGGAAGGGGUGUGUGCAUAUAUGUGACAGGUAACAGGACAAACCCGUCGCACGCGCACUGGCUGGCAGUACCGUCACUGUUCGUACUAGGCUGACUCCAUCGCAUGUCAGCUGCUGGAAUGCUUAAACGGCCACAGCUAGUAUACAGUCAUCGAUUAUAUAUUUAAGAGCCCUGAC
Messenger RNA from Laetiporus sulphureus 93-53, 6906 nucleotides. RefSeq lists its product as uncharacterized. NCBI's taxonomy places the organism in Eukaryota, Fungi, Basidiomycota, Agaricomycetes, Polyporales, Laetiporaceae. The annotation marks the transcript as partial. Gene Ontology annotation, molecular function: hydrolase activity; ATP binding; protein binding. The transcript is spliced from 35 exons. The record is from RefSeq and is a predicted model, not a curated record.